CCUGAUCGUAGCUCUAUAAAUCCUCACAGCUGAUCGGUCUUCAGAAAUCCAGGACCUUCAGACGUGACGGCUGCACGACGGCGAGUGGAACCAUUUCAUUCAAUGAACGUUUUUUCACCUUUAGUUAUUUUUGUUUGCUCAUGAAAGAAAACACAGGGGACUGUAAUCAUUUGCGAGACAACACGCUGAAGGUUAAACGUGCUAGUUGUAGAGGGUCUUCAGCCCCGAAGAGGUAAUCAACACUUGUUUUUCCAUUCCCUCAUCCGUUUUGCAGUUGCUUUGCUUUUGGCGAAGGCAGCACGAGGACGGCAGUGUGGACCUACCAUUGCUAAAAAAGCGAUCCGGUGCAACCACAUGCUCACGCCUCUGAAAGGGAGCUGUCCAGUGCUGAACUUGCAUUUCUCCCUCAGAGAAGCACGCCGUUGCAGAAGAGCAGCGGGCAAGCAAAACGACCAAAGCUUUGCGUCCGCUCUGUACGCGCUGUGUCCGCUCUUGAGUCUCGCCACGGAGAGGCCAUCGAAGUAGACACUGCACCGGCGUUGCAUGAAGAAAGAAAUACUCCGUACUGGACGAGUGUUUUGGGGGGUAACGUCAAAAAAUGCCAAGGUCUUUCCUGGUUAAAAAGGUUAAGCUUGAUGAUUUUUCGACCACUGAUCUCGAAAGUUCUUAUGGCAGAUCCAGGACCGACUUCAGCCUCCGGCUUCACGAGAAAGGAUACAUUAGCGACUACAUCAGCCCGUCUGUGUAUGAUGGAGAGACCGACAGCGCCAUUAAAGUGCCCUCUCCCGAGCCUCUCUACGACGGCAUCACCAGUGAUUAUGGAGCACCGGAUUCGGACCAGCCGGACAGCCCCCAGUCGGAGAUCACAUCUGGUUACAUCAACGGGGACAACGCAGUGAGUGAAGGGUACGCGGUAGAUGCGUUCUUCAUCACGGAUGGAAGGUCACGGAGAAAACUCAUCAGCAGUUCCAGGACCAUACAGCGCCACACAUGCAAUGAGUGCGGAAAAACCUACGCGACGUCUUCCAACCUGAGCCGGCACAAGCAGACCCAUCGAAGCCUAGACAGCAAGAUGGCCAAGAAAUGUCCCACGUGUGGGAAAGUGUAUGUCUCCAUGCCAGCAAUGGCCAUGCACCUGCUGACCCACGACCUCAAGCACAAGUGUGACAUAUGUGGCAAGGCUUUCAGCAGACCUUGGCUACUGCAAGGCCACAUGAGGUCACACACGGGCGAGAAGCCCUUUGGAUGCGCACACUGCGGAAAAGCGUUUGCAGAUCGCUCCAAUCUCCGCGCGCACAUGCAGACGCACUCUGCUUUCAAGCACUUCAAGUGCAAACGGUGCAACAAGACCUUCGCGCUAAAGUCUUACCUGAACAAGCACUACGAGUCCGCCUGCUUUAAAGGCGCGUUCUCGCCUCUAAGUCCACUUGAAGCAUGACUUCCCUAUUGAAGACUAUACACUUUUUUCUUCCUUGAAACCCAACGAUAGCACAAUUUUCUCGACUCUCUUCAAUAAUAAACUGAGGAAAAGUAUCUUCGCAUGAACUUGACUUUUUUUUUUCCAGUUGCGUCCACAUAAUGCAACCUUUAGAGUAUAAGGUGUCUGGCCGAAACUCAGUGAAGACAUUAAAAU
Molecule: messenger RNA, 1633 nt
Organism: Megalops cyprinoides (Indo-Pacific tarpon)
Lineage: Eukaryota; Metazoa; Chordata; Actinopteri; Elopiformes; Megalopidae
Product: transcriptional repressor scratch 1-like
Exons: 2
Coding region: 599-1438 (279 amino acids)
Biological process (GO): regulation of DNA-templated transcription
Molecular function (GO): RNA polymerase II cis-regulatory region sequence-specific DNA binding; DNA-binding transcription factor activity, RNA polymerase II-specific
Source: RefSeq, a predicted model, not a curated record